Molecule: messenger RNA, 2141 nt
Organism: Sphaerodactylus townsendi
Lineage: Eukaryota; Metazoa; Chordata; Lepidosauria; Squamata; Sphaerodactylidae
Product: sulfotransferase 2B1-like
Exons: 6
Coding region: 245-1111 (288 amino acids)
Biological process (GO): sulfation
Cellular component (GO): cytoplasm
Molecular function (GO): sulfotransferase activity
Source: RefSeq, a predicted model, not a curated record
GCCAGGAUGGGCCGGGGGGAGCCAAAGCCGGGCAGAGCCGCGGAGGCGCACGAGGAGCCCCCCGACGCCGGUGCCCCCCGGCUGCUGUCCCGCCGCCGUCCGAGCGCCGCCGCCGAAGCAGGAGACCCUCGGUGGGUCCGGGCGGCCCGGGCGGCUGCGGCUCCUCCCCCUAGGCCGGGCCCCCGAGGGCGAGAGGAGGCGCCUCCUGCUGCUUCGCCGCCGCCGCCGCCGGCCGCGCAGUGCCAUGGCCCGCCUGGACCAGACGGAGACCUUCGCCGGCCUCGCCCUGCCGGCCCACCUGCACACGCAGGAGUCGCUCCGCGCCGCCGCCGCCUUCCCCUUCCGCCCCUCCGACGUGCUCCUGGCCACCUACCCCAAGUCCGGCACCACUUGGAUGCAGCAGAUCCUGACCCUCAUCUACAGCAAGGGAGACCCGGAGCCGGCCGAGACCCUCCCCAACUGGGUCCGAGUCCCCUGGCUGGAGCACACCAUCUUCAAGGAGACCCUUCAGGAGACGGAAGGACCUCGCCUGCUCACCACCCACCUCCCCUGGCAGGUUUUAGCAGCUGCUCUGAGGAAAGCCAAGCCCAAGGUGAUCUAUGUGGCCAGGAACCCCAAAGACGUGGCCGUAUCUUUCUAUCACUUCUACAGGAUGGCCAACUUUUUCCCAGACCCUGGAACCUUUGAUGACUUUCUCCUCCAUUUCUUGGAUGGCACUGUGCAUUACGGCUCCUGGUUCAAGCACGUCAAGGGCUGGCUGAGCUGCCAGAAGGAGAUGGACAUUUUCUACAUCACUUAUGAGGAGCUGCAUCAGGACCUGCGGGGCUGUCUGGAGCGCCUCGGCGCCUUCCUGGGCUACCCUCUGCAGCCGAGCCAGGUGGAAGCCAUCCAGAAGCACAGCUCCUUUGCGUCCAUGAGGGAGAACUCCAUGGUGAACUAUGCUCUUGUCCCUCGGGAGGUCAUGGACCCCAGCAAGAGCCCGUUCAUGAGGAAAGGCACGGUUGGAGACUGGAAGAACCACUUCACCUGGCAGCAGAGCGCCCUCUUUGACAAGGUGUACCAGCAGGAAAUGGACGGCUGCAGCCUGACCUUCCAGGGCCUCACGGACUGACGGAAGGGAAGGGACUCCUCUUCCGACAGCCAGGUGAUGCCUGUGCGGGGGCGGGGAGCACACCCCCUCGACGGCAGACCCUCUUCCCUGCCACAGGACUUGCCCGUGGCCCCAAGACAGCUCAACAGCCACAGAGCCAAGAGCCACCACUGGCAGCAAAGAGUUUUCCCAGCUUCUGAGGAGCCUUUAGUCAUGGGAAGUGUGUGUGUGUGGGGUGUGUGUGUGUGGCGGCGCUGAAGUUCGGAUCCUCUAUGCAAUACACAGAGCAGUUUGUCGCUCAACCUCCUGGCACUGCUGUUGCUGUACUCAUCUUUUGGGGGGUGGGGUGGGGAACAGGGGCUCUCUCUGAGGCUUCCUCUUCUGCAGGCUUUGCCAAAUAAUGGCCCCAGGUGCUGGCGACAGGCCUCCCUUUACCCUCUGUGGAAGGUGAGCCGUUCUUUUCGUAGAGUGAGGCCCGGAGCUGCUGUACUACUGCCAGAUGGUCGCAUUCACAGCCGGUUCCACGUUGCAGCCAGUAUCUGGUUUCCGGCCACUUCGUCCUACCUGGGUUUCAUAGCAACUAACUGAGAUCAGCUGGCCAGGCUUCUCUGGCUUCCCCCCAACCUCUUUGUAAGGCUGGGUGGGGGGGAGGGGGCGGGGCGAGAGCAGGCUGACCUGCCUGUGGAAUAUCUGCAAAACAGCCCCAAUUUGGGUCCUGGCAAAGUUUGGGGAGGGGCCCCCAGAUGUCGGUGCCAAGGAGGCAGGAAGAUCUCCACUAAGCAUUCUGGGAGAGCCAAAUAAUUCCUCUUCCCCCAAGGAGGCUGCUGCUGCACAACAUUCCUGCGAGGGAUUCUGUUUUGCAUCCAACGUGUUUAGCAGGUUCUCCCACCACUUCUGAAAGCAGGAUUUGAGUCCUGUGGGAGGGCGAGCCCCCCCACUCUACCCACACUGUUUUGUCUAUUGACACCCCCCCCCCCCCAAAUGCUUGGGUCCUGGUUGGUCCGAGGAAGGCAGGCUCAAAAAUGGCUUAAAUAAAAUGUUUCCUAUUGAA